AUGUGCAAAUACACCAUCACCACCUACAAAUGCACGCACAAGCACUACGCGCGCCACCCCACGGCCCCCAUCUGCCACGAGAAGCCCCACGAGCCCGAAUACAGCAACUCGACGCACGUCAAAGGCGCGAGCGACUGCGACGCCUGCGUGCUGACCAGCGGAGAGACUAGGCCCGGGCUUGUGAGGAGGGUGACUGCGAGGCUUAGGGAUAAGGCGCACCUCCUUAAGGAUGAGUAUGACGAGUAUGAGAAGGAGUAUAAGUAG
Morchella sextelata is the source of this 264-nucleotide messenger RNA. RefSeq lists its product as uncharacterized. The record is from RefSeq and is a predicted model, not a curated record. The transcript has a single exon. Lineage: Eukaryota; Fungi; Ascomycota; Pezizomycetes; Pezizales; Morchellaceae. Bases 1 to 264 code for a protein of 87 amino acids.